UACCUUUAGAUAGGCAAUAAAGCUUAUUGUACUCAAUAGAGUAUAAGAAAUAGUUUCCCUUAUUCGAAAAGAUGAUAUAUAGUAUUAUAACUAUUUUUUAUUGCCUUUUUGCCAUAUUCAUGAUUCGAAAUGAGUAAUUAUAAUAACAAACUCAGUUGUGUUGAUCCAUUAUGCUAAUCAUCCUAAGUUUUUGCUGAAACUAUACUUUACUUAUUUAUUGGAGCAAUUAUUUUAAGAUUAUUAGUAAUAUUGGUUUUGAUUAUUUCAUAUCUAAGUCAGAAAGCUUUAGUAACUACAAUAAUUCUAGAAUAGAAAUUAAAUGAAGCAGAAUUUUUUGUAACCGUAGUGUAAUCAUUAUUAAUUUUCAUAGCUUUACAUUUCUAUCAACUUAUUUCUAUAUAUAGGCAGUAAAUUGUAGUAAAAUGUAAGCUGGAUAUGCUCUAAUUAUCAUGAUAACAUAUGUUAUCCUUAGACUUUAAUGUUUACCAAAUGGAGUAAUUAAUUAUUUUGAUGGUGAAUAUUUUUGA
Molecule: messenger RNA, 527 nt
Organism: Paramecium sonneborni
Lineage: Eukaryota; Ciliophora; Oligohymenophorea; Peniculida; Parameciidae
Source: the annotation of a GenBank genome assembly